AUGCAGGAUCUUGCAGAUCCAGCCUUCACAUGUGCGUGCUGCCGAUACUUCCUCGCUCAAUGUAAGCGUCUUGCGCAGAAGGUAUUGGUCCGAUUUUCUGGCCAGACCAAGACGCAAUUGCAUUCUCGUUCCAUUGGCCUUGGGAUCAUAUUCGACGACGCCAUUCCUCCCGACCUCCGAAUCAGUGAUGUGAGCGCGCAGCUUCAUCUGCCUAGUCGCCUCGCCGCCAAGACCUCAAUUAGCGUGUUAUCGUGCCCUCAAGAAUCCAAGAGCGCCGCCUUGCCAGCAUGGCGUACGUUUCCCACGAGUAUCGAUGACAAAUUGAUGCAGAUCCGAACAUGGCUGGAGGUUUGCGAAAGAGAUCAUCCCGCGUGUCGUCCCAUCGACCGCAUCUCUAUGCCCACGAGGCUGAUCAAGCUCGAUCUCAAUGCUAGCACGAUGGUAGCAAAGCUUGUACAGGCGGCAGAGCUCGGUGGCUCCGAGCCCACGUACACGGCCCUGAGCUAUUGUUGGGGUGACACACGACCUUUUCGACUUCUCCAGGGCAACCAUGAGGCGCUGACGAUCGAUAUCCCAUGGGCCGAGCUGCCUUUGACUGUAAGAGAUGCUAUGUGUUACACUAAAGCUCUAAACAUCGGCUAUAUCUGGAUAGAUUCGCUCUGUAUCAUUCAGGAUGAUGUCAAGGACUGA
This is a messenger RNA of Recurvomyces mirabilis, 690 nucleotides long. RefSeq lists its product as uncharacterized. The coding region runs from base 1 to 690 and encodes 229 amino acids. The transcript is spliced from 2 exons. The record is from RefSeq and is a predicted model, not a curated record. Lineage: Eukaryota; Fungi; Ascomycota; Dothideomycetes; Mycosphaerellales; Teratosphaeriaceae.